Aureococcus anophagefferens is the source of this 903-nucleotide messenger RNA. RefSeq lists its product as hypothetical. The coding region runs from base 1 to 903 and encodes 300 amino acids. The transcript has a single exon. Gene Ontology annotation, molecular function: 3-keto-5-aminohexanoate cleavage activity. The record is from RefSeq and is a predicted model, not a curated record. Lineage: Eukaryota; Pelagophyceae; Pelagomonadales; Pelagomonadaceae.
AUGAACCGGGGCCCCGUCAUCGUCACCUGCGCCGUCACGGGCUCCGGCGACACGGCGUCGAUGCACCCGGGGCUGCCCAAGAGCCCCAAGGAGAUCGCCGACGCCUGCAUCGAGGCCGGCGAGGCCGGCGCGGCCAUCGCCCACCUCCACGUCCGCGAGCCCGAGAGCGGCGACUGCUCGCGGAACCUGGACUACUACCGCGAGGUCGUGGCGCGCGUCCGCGAGUCGUCGAGCGACGUGAUUCUGAACGUGACGUGCGGCAUGGGCGGCGACUGCUUCUACGAGAUCGCCGAGGACCCCGAGGACGGCACGCUCACGUCCGUGGGCAAAUCGACGGACCUCGUCGGCGUGGACCAGCGGCUCGCGCACAUCGAGGAGCUCAAGCCCGAGAUCUGCUCGCUCGACUGCGGCUCGCUGAAUUUUGGGACGGGCGCCUACGUGUCGACGCUGCCCAUGCUCCGCGAGAUGGCGGCGCGCAUCACGGCGGCGGGCGUCAAGCCCGAGCUCGAGUGCUUCGAGAUCGGCCACGUGGCCCUCGCGACGCGGCUCCACGAAGAGGGCCUCCUCGACGACCCGCCGUUCUAUCAAUUCGCGCUGGGCAUCCCCUGGGGCGCGACGGCGGACGCGGCGAGCGUCCAGGCCAUGGUGCCCCUCGUGGCGCCGGGCGCGAACUGGGCCGCCUUCGGCAUCUCGCGCAACCAGAUGCCCAUGGUCGCGCAGUCGCUCCUCCUCGGCGGCCACGUCCGCGUGGGGCUCGAGGACAACCUCUACCUCGAGAAGGGCGUCCUCGCGACGAACGGCGAGCUCGUCACGAAAGCCCUGCGGCUCAUGGGCGACCUGGGCGCCGCGCCGGCGACGACGGCGGAGGCGCGCGCGAUCCUCGGCCUCCGCGGGACGCAGUAG